UCCAUAGACCCAGUACAUAUGUAGCCGUCGGAGGGACAGGGCGCGCAUGUUGAUUAAAAAUGCAUUAAAUAUAUCGCGUCGCACAAAAAAUAAAUAUAGUGACUGAAAAAGUGAUAGAAUUAUGUGAUAUAACUUAAAUAUUUUUUUUUAUCAUACACUGUGAUAUUGUAUCGAACUAUUAUUUUUAUAGCUAUUAAAAAUUUAUAAAAUGGCAGAUGAAAACAGGUGCGAUGCAGGUGAAUCGCAGACUUUUGAAGAUGAAGGCGUGCGAAAUUAUGGUUCUAUGAAUGACUCUACACCAUUUUUACAAAAUGGGACUUCACCCAUCAUUACCAAGACUCCUUUACCAGGAAAAACUGUUAAACCUGGUAAAGAGGGUAGAGGAAAGGCAUUUAAGCAGAUAAUGGCGUCUUUCGUCGCCAAUUUGGGAACCAUCAAUACAGGCAUGGCAUUUGGAUUUUCGGCAACAGCGUUGCCACAAUUAAAAAGUGCCGAUUCAAGCAUUCAGAUUACGGAAAAUGAAGCAAGUUGGAUUGCUAGUUUAAGUUCAGUCGGGACGCCCAUCGGGUGCAUCAUCAGUGGCUACCUCAUGGACGCAAUCGGCCGCAGACGCACACUUAUCAUCACGGAAGUGCCACUUAUUAUGGGCUGGGUCCUAAUAGCGUGUGCACAGAAUGUCCCCAUGAUUUAUUUAGGCAGGUUACUCAUAGGUUUUGGAUCUGGUAUGGUGGGCGCUCCAGCGAGAGUGUAUACCUGUGAAGUUUCCCAACCGCAUUUGAGAGGGAUGCUUGGAGCCUUGGCCUCUGUAGGAGUUUCUACAGGAGUUUUGAUACAAUACGUGAUAGGCAGUGUAACGUCCUGGAACAUAUUAGCGGGAGUGAGCGCGGUAAUACCUAUCGUAUCUCUAUUGGGAAUGACACUGCUGCCAGAAACGCCGAACUAUCUCUUAACUCAAGACAAGCCGGAUAAAGCUGAAACGUCUCUCGCGAAACUAAGAGGCUCGACUUGCAACCUUCAGGAUGAAAUUCAGAAGAUGAAAUCCUUUAAGGAGAAGAAUCACGUUGAACCAUUAAAAACGCCAAAGGAAAUAUUGAAAGCGUUAUUAUCUCCGUCCACACUCAAGCCUUUUGGAAUCCUCGCGCUGUAUUUCUUCAUCUACCAAUGGUGUGGUGUCAACACUAUCACGUUUUAUGCCGUUGAAGUUUUCGAGACAUCCGGUGCAACCUUAGACAAAUAUUGGUUGACGAUCUCGAUGGGAAUUCUCCGCGUCAUAUUCACCGUAGUCGGUUGUAUCCUCUGCAGGCGAUGUGGGAGACGACCGCUCACGUUUGUUUCUGCUUUCGGCUGCGGUAGUACAAUGAUAACGCUCUCAGUAUACCUCUAUUACGUUCAAUACUGGAAGGAUAACGACCUUCCACCACAAAACUCGUGGAUCCCAGUCGCCAGCAUCUACUGUUUCACUAUAUUCUGCACCCUGGGCUACCUCAUCGUGCCCUGGAUAAUGAUCGGUGAAGUCUAUCCUACUCAGGUUCGAGGCAUCGUGGGAGGAAUGACGACGUGCGCCGCGCACUUGUCGAUAUUCUCCGUCGUCAAAACCUUCCCCUAUCUGAAGCAUUCGCUUAAUGAUUACGGCGCCUUCGGCUUGUAUGGUUCUAUAUCUAUUGCCGGAAUGGCAUUCUUCUACGUCUUCUUGCCAGAAACUAAAGGAAGAACGUUACAAGAAAUAGAAGAUUACUUCUGUGGAAGAACGAAAACUCUGAAAAAGGCGAGUAUAACUGAAACAGCUUGAACAAAAGAAUAUCAAUAUAAGGAUAUUCUUAACUUUAACAAGCUCUUUACAAAUGGAGCGCAAUAUUUGAAAUUAUGUAAAAAUAAAUAGUUUGAAUAUUCUAAAUCAUUGCGUAUUUAUAGAUUCUGAAGAAUCAAAACUUAUAUAGUUGAAGGAUUACAUGAAAACUAUUUUUUAAACAUAAACUGGAAAUAUUUAUAGUAAAGUACAAAGCGAACUUAUUUUUUAUAAACCGUCUUUUAAAAAUAAAUGAUUAAGUAGGAAUAUCUUAGAAUGCUGAACAAAAUAUUCUAAUCUUGGAAACCGAAAAAUGUUUGAAUUCCAAUUAAAAAAAAACUGAUAAAAAUUGUAUUUUUCGAAUCGAUGUAUUUUUUGAAUAACGUUUAAGAAAAUAUUUUUAUGUAUAUUGAUGGAAAAAGUUUGUGUUGUUUAUUAUAUAUAAGAUGAUGUACAGAAAAUAUUGAAAAGGUUUGUGCCAUUGAAAGAGAAAAAUAUAUUUAUUUUUAGCGAUAAUUGUAAUAUACUAUACGAGCGGCAGCUUUUAUUUUUUCUAAAUAAAUUAAAUAUUUAUAAAUAAUGUGAGUAUUUGAAAAAAUGAAAUUGUGGAACAAUCUAAAGCUGUGGAUGAAGAUGUGAUCAAUUUAAUGUUACCAUAAAGUAUUUGUUAAAUUAUUUAAGUUAAUAAAAUCUAAAAAUUAAA
Molecule: messenger RNA, 2489 nt
Organism: Vanessa tameamea
Lineage: Eukaryota; Metazoa; Arthropoda; Insecta; Lepidoptera; Nymphalidae
Gene: ST5
Product: facilitated trehalose transporter Tret1-like
Exons: 11
Coding region: 209-1789 (526 amino acids)
Biological process (GO): carbohydrate transport; transmembrane transport
Cellular component (GO): membrane
Molecular function (GO): sugar transmembrane transporter activity
Source: RefSeq, a predicted model, not a curated record